This is a messenger RNA of Serinus canaria (Common canary), 6215 nucleotides long. RefSeq names its product zinc finger protein 646-like. Lineage: Eukaryota; Metazoa; Chordata; Aves; Passeriformes; Fringillidae. The record is from RefSeq and is a predicted model, not a curated record.
UCCGGGCGCUGUUCGCUCCCAGUUCCCUCCCAGCGUUCCCAGUAAGAGCCGGACUGGCAGGGAGAGCGCUCCCAAUUCCCUCCCGCUGAUCUCAGGAUCGUUCCCAGUAUUCUCAGUGCUGUUCCUGGUGCUCCCAGUGUCGCUCCCAGUGCUGCGCGGGGCGCGGCCGCUUUGGGAACCCUCCCCCCCCCCCCACCUAGGGCAGAGCACGGCUGCUUUUGGGUGUCGGCACCUGCCCGGGUCGGGCUGGGAGCGGAGAAGGAGCGGGAGGAAGACGAGGGAGAGAGGAGGAGAAGGAGGAAGAAGAGCAGGAAUAGGAGGAAUAGGAGCAGCAGCAGCAGAACCAAGCGGUUCUCCUGCCCGCCUGCUCAGGCCGCAGCUCCCCCGGCUCCAGCAGCAUCGCCCCCCCGGAACCCACAGCUGGAUUUCCCAUUCCCAAACCUUUGCCUGAUGCAGGAGGAGGCUGCAAGGAAGAGAAAGAUGGCUCGGGAGCCUAAGGCAGAGCAGGAGCUCAGGACAGAGACCAGGGAGGACAAAUCCCCGGGGCAGAACCUGGUGGAAGAGUCCGUUUUGAGCUGCUCCACAGUGCAGGAAUCCAGUGGGGAGGAAAAGCCCUGGAGAUGCCGCACGAGGAGGGGCUGCAAACGUAAAUCACAGGGAUCCGAGGAAGAAAGACCCACCCUGGUCCAGGGAGGUGGACGAAGCUCGGAGCUGGGGGUCAGUGAGCAGCUUCAGGAUGAGGAGAAGCCCCACAAGUGCUCGGAAUGUGGGAAGAGCUUUAGUAAGAGAUUCUCGCUAUUGCGCCACUGGAGAAUCCACACGGGGGAGAGGCCCUACGAGUGUGGGGACUGUGGAAAGAGCUUCUUCGAGCACUCCAAGCUGAUUGUCCACCAGAGGAGCCACACAGGGGAGAGGCCCUAUGAGUGUGAUAAAUGCAGGAAGAGAUUUCAGAUCAGCUCCACUCUCGUCAGGCAUCAGCGGAUUCACACAGAUGAGAGGCCCUUUCUCUGCCCCGACUGCGGGAAGGGAUUCAACCGUAACUGCACCCUCAUCAAGCACCGGCACAUCCACACCAGGGAGAAGCCCUAGGAGUGUCCCGAGUGUGGCAGGAGCUUCUCACUGAGCUCUCACUUGACCAAACACCAACAGAUUCACGAUGGGGAGAAGCCUCACAAGUGCUUGAAAUGUGGGAAGAGCUUCAAGAAGAGAUCCUCUCUGAUUUGUCACUGGAGAAUCCACAUGGGGGACUGCCCGUACGAGUGUGGGGAGUGUGGGAAGGGCUUCACCCAGAGCUCCUACCUGACUGUCCACCAGAGGAGCCACACAGGGGAACAGCCCUAUAAGUGUGGGGAAUGUGGAAGGAGCUUCAGGACCAGAUCCAAACUUAUCCACCACCAGAUGAUCCACACUGGGGAGAGGCCCUAUGAGUGUGAUAAAUGCAUGAAAAGGUUUCAGAACAGCUCCAAUCUCCUCACACAUCAACGGAUUCACACACAUGAGAGGCCCUUCCGCUGCCCUGACUGCGGGCAGGGCUUCAAAUGCAACUUCCACUUUGUCACCCACUGACUCAUCCACACUGGGGAAAGGCCCUGUGAGUGUGAGGAGUGUGGAAAGAGCUUCGGACGCUCUGAACUGAUUGUCUACCAGAGGAUCCACACAGGGGAACAGCCCUAUAAGUGUGACAAAUGCAGGAAGAAGUUUCAGAGCAGCCACCAUCUCUUCUUGCACAAGCUGAUUCACACAGAGGAGAGGCCCUUCCUCUGCCCCAACUGCAGGAAGGGCUUCAGGUACAACUGUAACCUCUUCACCCACCAGCACAUCCACACUGGGGAGAGGCUCUGUGAGUGUCCCGAGUGUGGCAGGAGCUUCUCACAGAGCUCUCACUUGACCAAACACCAGAAGCUUCAUGAUGAGGAGAAGCCCCACAAGUGCUCAGAAUGUGGGAAGAGCUUCAAGUUCAGAUCCGAGCUGAUCCGCCAUUGCAGAAUCCACACAGGGGAACGGCCCUACGACUGUGGGGAAUGUGGGAAGAGCUUCAGGACAAGCUCUGAACUAACCAUCCACCGGAGAAAUCACACCGGGGAACGUCCCUAUGAGUGUGAGGAGUGUGGGCAGAGCUUCCAGAAGAGCUGCCACCUGACCCGCCACAUAGGGAUCCACACAGGGCAAUGGCCCUUCAAGUGUGGGCAGUGUGGGAAGAGCUUGAGGUCGAGGUCUGAACUGAUUGUCCACCAGCGGAGCCACACGGGGGAGCGGCCCUUCGAGUGUGGGGAGUGUGGGAAGAGCUUCAUGUCCAAGUCCCACCUGAUCUACCACCAGAGGACCCACAGCGGGGAGAGGCCCUACGAGUGUGAUAAAUGCAAGAAGACAUUUCCAAUCAGCUCCAGUCUCAUUCUGCACCAGCAGCUUCACACAGAUGAGAGGCCCUUCCGCUGCCCUGACUGCGGGAAGGGCUUCACCCGCAACUGCAAUCUCAUCAAGCACCGGCGCAGCCACACCAGGGAGAGGCCCCACGAGUGUUCUGAGUGUGGGAAGAGCUUCUCAGAGAGGGAUGCCUUGACCAGACACCAACGGAGCCACCACUAAGGGAAGCCCUGCGAGUGCCAUGAGUGCGGGAAGAGCUUCGUGCACUGCUCCAGCUCCAUCCCCCAUGGGAGGAUCCCCGUGGGGGAGUGGGUGGAAAUGGAAGUUCAGGGAGUUCCCAGUGCCCGGAAAUUGCGGUUCGGGGAAUUCCGGGUGUCGAGGGUCCCCCUCACCUCUCCCCGGCCCCCUACGAGCCCCUCCAAGAGCGCCCCCAGCCCCAGCGCUGGAGCCCGCUACGGCCCCACCCCCAGAGCCACCAUUGUUGUUGCUCCUUCUUGCCCACCAAUAGUAUACUGCGAUUUCUGUGACGUCAUCAGUUGCUGGGCAGAUUGCGGCGGCGCAGAGCAGGGAACGAAAGCGAAAGUGCCUGAGGGAGCUCAGGGGAAUUCCAGGGAAUUCCCCGGGAUCCCCUCCUGGGAUCUCCCGGGACCCUCCUCGGCCUUCCCUGCUGGACCUGCGCUCAAACUCUGCGGCGGCUGCUGGGAAGGUGGCACAUCCCUAGAUGGAUCAAAAUCAAGCCACCAAGUGCUUCUGGCAACAUUCCAGGACCCCCGAGCCCCCCCAAGGGUUCUCUCGGUAGCUCUGGACAUCAGGAGUGAUGUGCUGAGCUCCCACAAGGAUUUCCCAUUCCCAAACCUUGGCCUGAUGGAGAAGGCAGAGGCUGUGAGGAAGAGGAACAUGGCACAGGAGCACCAGGCAGAGCAGGAGCUGAGCAUGGAGUCCAGGGAGGACAAAUCCCCGGGGCAGAACCUGGUGGAAGAGGCUGUUUUGAGCGGCUCCACGGCACAGGAACCCAACGGGGAGGAAAAGUCCUGGAGAUCCCGCACGAGGAGGGGCUGCAAACGCAGAUCGCAGGGAUCUGAGGGGGAAAGACCCAGCCUGGGCAGGGCAGGUGGCCAGAGUUCAGAGCUGGGAGUCCAUGAGAAGCUUCAUGAUGGGAAGAAGCCCCACAAGUGCUUGGAAUGUGGGAAGAGCUUCAGGUGGAGAUGCCAACUCAGCUCCCAUUGCAGAAUCCACACAGGGGAACGGCCCUACGAGUGUGGGGAGUGUGGGAAGAGCUUCAGCCACAAAUCUAACCUCAUUGGCCACCAGAGGACCCACACUGGGGAGAGCUACGAGUGUGAUCAGUGCAGGAAGAGGUUUCAGACCAGCUCCCAUCUCCUCAGGCACCAGCAGAUUCACACAGAGGAGAGGCCCUUCCUCUGCCCCGACUGUGGGAAGGGCUUCAAGGGCAAAUCUGAACUUGCCAGCCACCAGCACAUCCACAAUGGGGAGAGGCCCUACGAGUGUCCCGAGUGUGGGAAGGGAUUCAGCCAGAGCUCCUACCUGAUUGUUCAUAAGAGGAACCACACCGGGGAACGGCCCUAUGAGUGUGGGCAUUGUGGGAAGAGCUUCAGCCCUGGAACUGUCACCCUGUCCCGCUUCCUGGUGUCCCCUGUCCAGGAUUCCCUUCUCCCUACUGUCACCCCACUUGCUCGCCAACAACUCCUGUUGUCAUCAUAUUUUAAGUCCUAUACCUUCUCGGUGAUUUUUCAUGGGAAGCUCCUCACAGCACUGACUCCUUCACAGCACAACCAAAUAACCACGCCCUUCGGUUUGGCCCCGCUCACCGCAGUCUGCAGCCGCCUCCGGGCGCUGUUUGCUCCCAGUUCCCUCCCAGCGCUCCCAGUAAGAGCGGCACUGGCAGGGACAGCGCUCCCAAUUCCCUCCCGUUGUUCUUACUAUCAUUCCCGGUGCUCUCAGGAUCACUCCCAGUGCCGCGCGAGAGGGGGCGGCUUUGGAACCCCCCCGCAGGGCACAGCGCGGCUGCUUUUGAGUGUCGGUACUGCCCGGGCCGGGCUGGGAGCGGAGGAGGAGCGGGAGGAAGAGGAGGAGCGGGAGGAGCCCCAAUCCCACGCGCUUUCCCCGCUCAGGCUGCAGUUCUCCCGGCUCCUGCUGCAUCGCCCCAUCCAGGAGUCACAGGAUUUCCCAAACCUUGGCAGGAUGAAAAAGGAGGGUGCUGCAAGGAAGAGGAAGAUGGCCCAGAAGCCCCAGGCAGAGCAGGAGCUGAGCAUGGAGUCCAGGGAGGACAAAUCCCCGGGGCAGAACCUGGUGGCAGAGGCUGUUUUGAGCGGCUCCACGGCGCAGGAACCCAACAGGGAGGAAAAGCCCUGGAGAUCCCGCACGAGGAGGGGCUGCAAACGCAGAUCGCAGGGAUCUGAGGGGGAAAGACCCAGCCUGGGCAGGGCAGGUGACCAGAGCUCGGAGCUGGGAGUCCAUGAGAAGCUUCAUGAUGGGAAGAAGCCCCACAAGUGCUUGGAAUGUGGGAAGAGCUUCAGGUGGAGAUGCCAACUCAGCUCCCAUUGCAGAAUCCACACAGGGGAACGGCCCUACGAGUGUGGGGAGUGUGGGAAGAGCUUCAGCCACAAAUCUAACCUCAUUGGCCACCAGAGGACCCACACCGGGGAGAGGCGCUACGAGUGUGAUCAGUGCAGGAAGAGGUUUCAGACCAGCUCCCAUCUCCUCAGGCACCAGCAGAUUCACACAGAGGAGAGGCCCUUCCUCUGCCCCGACUGUGGGAAGGGCUUCAAGAGCAAAUCUGAACUUGCCAGCCACCAGCGCAUCCACAAUGGGGAGAGGCCCUACGAGUGUCCCGAGUGUGGGAAGGGAUUCAGCCAGAGCUCCUACCUGAUUGCCCAUAAGAGGAACCACACCGGGGAACGGCCCUAUGAGUGUGGGCAUUGUGGGAAGAGCUUCAGCCGAAGCUCCUGCCUGAUCAAACACCAGAUAAUCCACACCGGGGAACGGCCCUAUGAGUGUGAUCAAUGCAGGAAGAGGUUUCAGACCAGCUCCUGUCUCCUCAGGCACCAGCGCAUUCACUCAGAGGAGAAGCCCUUCCGCUGUGCCAAAUGCAAGAAGGGCUUCAGGUUCAAGUCUAGCCUUGUCACCCACCGGCGGAUCCACACCGGGGAGAGGCCCUACGAGUGUCCCGAGUGUGGGAAAAGCUUCGCAGUGAUCUCCACCCUCAUUAUCCACCACAGGAGACACACAGGGGAACGACCCUUUGAGUGUCCCCAGUGUGGGAAGAGCUUCAGCACAAGCUCCAGCCUGACCCGCCACAAGAGGAACCACACAGGAGAGAGGCCCUACGAGUGUGAGGAAUGCAGGAAGAGGUUUCAGACCAGCUCCUCUCUCCUCCUGCACCAGCGCAUUCACACAGAGGAGAGACCUUUCCGCUGCCCUGACUGCGGGAAGGGCUUCAAGCAGAACACUGCUCUCAUCAGCCACCGGCGCAUCCACACUGGGGAGAGGCCCUACAAGUGUGGGCAGUGUGGGAAGAGCUUCAGCAGGAGCUCUCACUUGACCCAACACCAGCGGAGGCAGCACUAAGGUGCAGCCCUGUGAGUUCCCCGAGUGUGGGAAGAGCUCUGUGUACUGCUCCAGCUCCAUCCCCCAAGGGAGGAUCCUCACAGGAUGAUCCCCAGUGAGCCCUGCUGGGCAGAGCCCUGCUGGUGAUCCAUGGUACCAGUGAUACGUGUUGGGAAGACACCUGCCUGGGGGGCUCCACAUCCUCCUGGUUUCCUAUGGCCUAGAUUUUCUUUUCAUUUCUCUUUGUCUUUUCCAAACAACCAAAACCAGGGUGAAAAUAAAGA